AUGGAGACUCUGGCUGCAGCGGAAAGCCUGCAAGUCCCAGCUCCACAGCUGUUUUCUCUCAAGGGAAAGCAUGCCUUCAUCACAGGUGGCUCUCGAGGCAUCGGUGCAGCCAUGGCCCAUGCCCUAGUCGAUGCUGGGGCAUCUAUCUGCCUCGCCAACCGCAGCGCAUCAGAUACGGCGACCGCGGAUGCCCUUCGGGCCAAGGGUGCCAGGGUCGAAAUCCUCGAAUGCGAUCUAGCCAAUAUGGAAGACGCCAAAAGCAUCUUCCAGAAGGCUGUUGAUGUGAUGGACGGCAAGAUCGACAUAGUCGUGAACUGCGGUGGUAUUUUAAAGCGCAAGGAAGCUGUUUCCGUAACGGAAGAAGACUGGGACAGUGUCAUCGAUGUCAACCUUAAAGCCCUAUUCCUCAUCUGCCAAGCAGCAGGUCGAUACAUGAUCCCGCGAAUGAGCGGCAAGAUCGUCAACGUGGCUUCGCUCAAUAGCUUUAUCGGCGGAGAGACUGUAGCCUCCUAUUCAUCUUCUAAAGGAGCUGUUGCACAGCUCACCAAGGCUCUCAGCAACGAAUGGUCAAAGUACAACAUUCAGGUGAACGCGAUUGCGCCAGGAAACAUUGCCACAGACAUUAAUACCGAUCUUCGAGCCGACCCGCAGCAGUACGCAGCUCGUGUUGCUAGAGUUCCAGCUGGACGAUGGGGCUAUCCCGCGGAUUUUGCCGGUCCCAUCUUGUUUCUCUGCAGUGAUGCAAGUCAGUAUGUGACAGGUUCGGUUCUGGUUGUUGAUGGCGGAUUUCUGGGAAGGUAG
This is a messenger RNA of Thyridium curvatum, 801 nucleotides long. RefSeq lists its product as uncharacterized. The coding region runs from base 1 to 801 and encodes 266 amino acids. The transcript is spliced from 3 exons. Gene Ontology annotation, molecular function: oxidoreductase activity, acting on the CH-OH group of donors, NAD or NADP as acceptor. NCBI's taxonomy places the organism in Eukaryota, Fungi, Ascomycota, Sordariomycetes, Thyridiales, Thyridiaceae. The record is from RefSeq and is a predicted model, not a curated record.